UGAGCUGCUUCGAGUGCUGCAUCAAGUGUCUGGGCGGAGUCCCCUAUGCCUCGCUGGUGGCCACCAUCCUCUGCUUUUCCGGGGUCGCCCUGUUCUGCGGCUGUGGCCACGUGGCCCUGGCCGGCACCGUGGCACUUCUGGAGCAGCACUUCUCCACCAACGCCAACGACCACGCCCUGCUGAGCCAAGUGAUUCAGCUGAUGCAGUACGUCAUCUACGGGAUCGCGUCCUUCUUCUUCCUGUACGGGAUCAUUCUGCUGGCAGAAGGCUUCUACACCACCAGUGCUGUGAAGGAACUGCACGGGGAGUUCAAGACCACCGCCUGUGGCCGAUGCAUCAGCGGAAUGUUUGUUUGCCUCACCUACGUGCUGGGAGUGGCCUGGCUGGGUGUGUUUGGAUUCUCUGCCGUUCCUGUGUUUAUGUUCUACAACAUCUGGUCAACCUGUGAAGUCAUCAAGUCACCCCAGACCAAUGGGACGGCUGGUGUGGAGCAGAUCUGUGUGGAUGUCCGGCAAUAUGGCAUCGUCCCUUGGAAUGCUUUCCCAGGAAGGAUAUGCGGCUCUGCUCUUGAGAACAUCUGCAACACCAGUGAGUUCUACAUGUCUUACCACCUGUUCAUUGUGGCUUGUGCCGGAGCUGGUGCCACUGUCAUUGCCCUGAUCCACUUCCUCAUGAUACUGUCUUCUAACUGGGCUUACUUAAAGGAUGCAAGCAAAAUGCAGGCUUACCAGGAUAUCAAAGCAAAGGAGGAACAGGAGCUGCAAGAUAUCCAGUCUCGGUCAAAAGAGCAACUCAAUUCUUACACUUAAGCGUUGUGCCAGAGUGUUUCUGCCGAUGAAUUUACCGCUCUGACAAAUCAGACAGCCGCUCUGCAGUACAGAUGUGCAUCCCACUAAACACUUCACUGUCUCAAGCUGCUGGGGGUGUGUUUCUAGGAAAAUCUUCCAGUGGGUAAAUCUUUUCCUUUAGAUCAGAUUAUUGGAGGUUUCAUGCUAGCCAUUUUAAAAGGCAACACUCUGAUAAAAUGUUCAUUUAUCCUUUCGAAAAAAAAAAAAGA
Messenger RNA from Erinaceus europaeus (western European hedgehog), 1057 nucleotides. Its product is annotated as neuronal membrane glycoprotein M6-b-like. Gene Ontology annotation, cellular component: plasma membrane; myelin sheath. The record is from RefSeq and is a predicted model, not a curated record. The transcript has a single exon. Gene Ontology annotation, molecular function: structural constituent of myelin sheath. Gene Ontology annotation, biological process: axon development; central nervous system myelination. Bases 201 to 809 code for a protein of 202 amino acids. Lineage: Eukaryota; Metazoa; Chordata; Mammalia; Eulipotyphla; Erinaceidae.